Suillus fuscotomentosus is the source of this 517-nucleotide messenger RNA. RefSeq lists its product as uncharacterized. Lineage: Eukaryota; Fungi; Basidiomycota; Agaricomycetes; Boletales; Suillaceae. The transcript is spliced from 5 exons. The annotation marks the transcript as partial. The record is from RefSeq and is a predicted model, not a curated record.
GAUGAUCAAAGUUGCUCAAGGUACCUUCAAGAAUACGCCAACGAGCACUGGUCAAUACGAGUACAUACAGGCGAGCGCAGAGAAUCUAACAUUCUUGGAGGAUAGCAGCGUGGAUCUAGUCAUUUCCGGCAUUGUACACGCCAGCACUGCGUUCUGGAAAGGACAAGGACAACUGAGAUGCUGGUGUUUGCUGGGCUACACGCGACUAGCUACAACCAAAGUCGCAAGAGUGCUGAGGAAGAAUGGAAGCGUUGCAUUCUGGGGCUACUCCCAACUGCGCCUCGCCCGCUAUCCGUCACUCACACCGAGAAUUAACGCUUACGUCGAGGGCACUGACCCACUGAACAGCAUUGGCUCAUACUGGGAGCAACCCGGCCAUGCGAUUUUAGAUAACCACUUGAUUGAAGUGCCAGAUGCCAAUGAAGUUGUACCUGGCGCGUUCAGUGAUUUCGAGAGAGUCUUCACUACAGAUGCGCUUUCAGAAUUGAAGAAGCACAUCUGGCGUAGUUGGGGUUGA